This is a messenger RNA of Trichomycterus rosablanca, 1747 nucleotides long. RefSeq names its product Ras association domain family member 10b (gene rassf10b). The transcript has a single exon. Lineage: Eukaryota; Metazoa; Chordata; Actinopteri; Siluriformes; Trichomycteridae. Gene Ontology annotation, biological process: signal transduction. Bases 45 to 1376 code for a protein of 443 amino acids. The record is from RefSeq and is a predicted model, not a curated record.
GCACAAACUUUCCUGGAUGCGCCCGACGCGCCUCAGUGUGAGAGAUGGAGGCUGAAGAGAACCAGAUCUCUGUGUGGGUUUGCCGGGAGGAGAAAGUAGUAUCGGGUCUGUCUAAACGCACCACGUGUUCAGAUGUUAUUAAAGUCCUUCUGGAGGAGAAGAGCUUACACGGGAGGUCUUACUGCAUCGUGGAAAAGUGGCGUGGAUUUGAACGUGUGCUGCCCAACAAGACCAAGAUCCUGCGCCUGUGGAACGCAUGGGGUGAUGAGCAGGAGAAUGUACGAUUUGUACUUGUCAAACAGGAUGUAUCCUUACCCAGCAGUGCUCCACGUAGCGCAGAGGCGCGCCUUGUGCCAAGCCGGCAGAACCCUGUUCAGGACACCGUGCGCCAGGCCACGAUGGCGCUGUCCCAUGAAAAGCAGCGGCGUGUGGUUCGAAAAGCCUUCAGGAAGCUGGACCGGAUCAACCGGAGACGUGCUCGAGCUCUGAGCAAGGAUGCUGAGAGGAUGGAGACCCUGGUGCAUCUGGUGGUCUCUCAAGACCACACUUUACGGCAACAGGUGGAACGUAUCCAGGAGCUGGACCGUGAGAUAGAGCUCUAUGAAGCCGAAGUGCACCUUGAUAGAGUGAAAGCACAUGGUGCCAACUAUGUGCAGGAGACAUACCUAGUGGGGGCAGAUACUCCUGGGCAGACUGACAAUGAUUCAGAGCAAGAGAUGCUCAAUCAGCUUGAAGAGUACACCCAAAAGUGUGAGGAGGUUAUUAUGCUUCAGGAUGAGCUCACCGAACGCCAUGCUCUUCUGGACAGUAUCACUCGAGACAUCCAGGAGGAGCUCAACCAAAGGUGGAUGAAGCGCAGACAAGAAUUGGGCAAUAGGGAUUUAAAAAAUGACCAUUUAUUGAGGGUUAGGGGUGAAAUGACCAACUGUGAUUUUUUUAAGUUGGAUAUAUCACCAGAUGAUGACCUACUUCUGGAGGAGGAGCGAAUUAAGACUCAACUAGACACCAGCUUAUACAUUGGACUGAGGCUUAACACCGAUUUAGAAGCAGUUUGGAGUGACUUGGACUUGACGCAGGAAAUUUGGGGGACGAAGGACAAAGAAAUAAGGGAUCUGCUCGAGAAAGUGGACUCAAUGGAUUUAAAAAGAGAACUUAAGGAGGUAGAAGGGUGCGAUGGACAGGAAAGUGGUGAAGCAGUUGUAGAAUCCUCUCAGAUACCCACUAUGAGUACAAAUCCGGUGUGGGUUGAACAGGCAAGAGGACUUGCAUGUAACGCCAAAGAAUGUAACUCCAAUGACGAUGACUCGGACACAGGACUCAGCUCCAUGCACAGCCAGGACUCAGAUAUCGCCCCUAUUUGUGAGUCUCUAGUAUAGCAAUUAUAACAACUGCGGCCCAAUGCACCCAACAAAAUCCCCCAAAGAUUGAAAUCACACAGAGAAUAUUCAUUUAUGAAUGAAAAUCAGAGAUAAUAAAGCACAUGGGAGUUUGUUGUACAUAUUUUAAUUAAUGCUACUUGGACAAUUUUGCUGUGCUAUCAAAAGGAAAUUGUAAUGGUUCUGAUAAGUUUGCACUUAGGGAUCACAUUAGUUUGUCACUGUUGUCAGGUACAAUUGUGUGCAUGAACUGCGUUUAACUGACAAAAUAAGAGAUUGUUUGUGGAGGUUUGGAUGUGUGGUGUGACAGACUUUAUAGUGCAAAUUCAGUUGGUAGCGCAUGUUUAUAAAGCCUGUAUUAAGUCAAUAAA